This is a messenger RNA of Linum tenue, 357 nucleotides long. The record is from the annotation of a GenBank genome assembly. Lineage: Eukaryota; Viridiplantae; Streptophyta; Magnoliopsida; Malpighiales; Linaceae.
CCACAAACCAAACUUCCACCCUAGUAGCAGAGUUGCUUCCUCCUCUCUUUCGCUUGAUUCUUGAGAAGAAAUGAAAAGACGAGAUAAAAUGCUUCUUACCUUCGAAGACUUCCGGUAAAAUUAAGCUAUUGGCAGUGGCAGCGGCAGCCGCAGUCUGUGUAUAGAAGGAAGAUUUACCAGGGACUUGGCGCAAAGUUCCAUUUAAGAAGCUUCUCCUAUCUUAAGAGCCUGGUCCUCUCAUGGGCCAUGCUACUUCUUUGACAUUUCAGAUAUGCCAGAGUGACAAAGGAGGAUGGCGUGGUGUUUUUUGGAUCGCUUAGCUACUGCCAGACCGCAAUGAAGAAGUGAACAAUAAAG